Messenger RNA from Coprinopsis cinerea okayama7#130, 2358 nucleotides. RefSeq names its product ribonuclease P/MRP protein subunit. Lineage: Eukaryota; Fungi; Basidiomycota; Agaricomycetes; Agaricales; Psathyrellaceae. The record is from RefSeq and is a predicted model, not a curated record. The coding region runs from base 1 to 2358 and encodes 785 amino acids. Gene Ontology annotation, biological process: tRNA 5'-leader removal. Gene Ontology annotation, cellular component: nucleolar ribonuclease P complex; ribonuclease MRP complex. The transcript has 10 exons.
AUGUCCAGCGUUAAAAGACGAAAGGAUGGCAUCUCAACAGAAUUAUCAGGGCGAGAUAAGAAGAAACAACGGAUGGCUGAAGCCCGAGAAAUUCCAGUGCAGGCAGCGGGGCCGUCCACACCCGCUCAAACUGGCCCAGCGAAGGUCGUCCCCACAAAUAACAGUCUAGCAGGACUCCCGACCGCGAUCGACGUCGAGAAAUUUGCCGAAGCACGGGCAUUCGAAAUUAACGCGAUGCAUACGGCGAUGAAAAGCGCGAGGUGGAUCCUGGAUUAUCCUGCCCACAAGGCUAAAUACGAGCUGCAAGCCACGAUGUUCGGCGGGUUCCACUUCAUGGACGCAAAGCCAAAGAAAUCGACUCGCCUCCCCAAGAGAGGGAAGUCAAAAGUGGUCACUCGGACAGAUAGUUUUCUCAGUCGACAGAAGGAUAUCGCAUGGCUGGAAACCCAUUUGUGGCAUUGCAAGAGAAUGCAUAUGGAGGAUAUAUGGGGAUUCAAAUUGGCAACACAUCCUACCGAAAAGGCUUAUAGGCCAUCCCAUCGUGCUGCAGUGCAAGGAUCCAUUAUUCACGAUGCCAGUUACUACUCUCUUGUCGAGCUACGGGGUCCAGAGAACGUGCUCGUCCCAGUGUUGGAGUUAUGUUGCGACCCACAGAGUCCCAGUCCAGGAUCAAUAAGGUUCAAGACGGGGGCAAGAACAUUGGAAACACACGUAUACCAGCCUGGCGCCUAUCCAUACGACUUGAUUUCGCCCAUCUCCAUCAUAUGGCAACCGCUCGACGUGAAUAACGGCCAGGAAAAGAGUCUCCCUUCAUCCUCGAAACCUACCCAGGCCCCAACGAUAACUUCGUCGACCCAAAUCCCACAUGGGAAACUCUCUGCCCAAACCAGGUGCAUCUGGCUACGCUUUCACCCGUCUGCGCACGAUGAAGUAGUGGGAGCUCUGAAAACGGCAGCAUCUCAACACCUCGCGACGUUAUCUAACGGUCCGGAAGUCCAAAUACAAGUGACAGAACUCAAGGAUCAAAUUAACGUUUUCGAGUUCAUGGGCCCAAAGUCCUGCCAGGUCCUCAAGGGGGCUCUCAACCCCGUGUUUGAUGAGGAAGGUAAGACGGAGAGCAAAAAGUUUUGGUCAUCGCUGGGAGAUGUGCAAACAUCUGGAUCUCUUCCGCGGAAUAUGGUGGUAGGGUUGAAGGUCUACGACCCGCGCUUGAAGUUUCCUCCCAGAAAUGCAAAGCCAAAAGCGACUGAUGCCACAGAUUUGCACCCGCCUACGCACAUUUUUCCCUCUGUGUCAUUAGCCAGAUCUGAACUCUGGGACGAGUCUGUUCGGCUUGGCCUUGCCAAACCGCGGUACCAGAAAAAGGAACUUGACAUACGACGCGCAAAUAAUCCAAUCCCCGGCACAGAGCUCAAACCCUUACGUCAAGACGACCGAGUCCCAAUCAUCCUCGUUCAACGUUCUCUAGAAGCUCAAGGCGACCAUUCGACGAGAAGCGAAUCCCUCCACGGGUGGACGGUGAUUGUUCCGUCCGGAUGGGGAAUGGCAUUCUGGAAUUCACUCAUAUUCACUGGAACACGCGUUGGAGGACAACGAGAACGACAAGUGCAAGCCUACGAAUCUGGGACGCCUUACUUCCCUCGCGAUUACAUCUUUACUUCGGCGUAUAACACGUUCUCAAAGAAGAGGGAGGACGAAUUGAGGACGAAUUGGGAGAGGAAACCCCCAGCCAAGCGGGUGAACUACGAUAAACUGGGAGUCAUCCACCCAUGGCUACCAGAAUGGAAUCGCAUACUCGGCCUGCCAGAACCACCAACGGUGUCCGAAGGAUUCGUACCCGCCGAAAGGGAGGAGCAGCAGAUGGACGUCGAUUCUGUCGAUCAGGGCGUCAAGCCCUGGCUCUUUAGGGGCGCGGAGCUGCGCAAAAUUGUGGAAAGCGUGUCAUCCAGCUUCAUGCAGACCACUUUCUUGGACGAAAUUAACCGCCUUCGGUCACAGCGAGGACUCGGCCCUUUGGAUGGCGGGGCGUCCAGAAGCGUGCAGCUUCUCCAGGGAGCCCUCGUCACCGUAAGGGUGACGAUGACUUCUCGGGGGACGCCUGACGAUAUGGGUAUCGUGUAUUCCAUGAAGGACGACGAGGUUAACGAGGAGUUGAAGAAACUGGCGAAUCCGAAAAAGCGGCUCGUAGAUCCGGAGGACGAAGAAGAGAGCGGGGAUGAAGAAGAGUGGCCAUCGUCGGACAGGAUAAUAGGCCGAAUCACGACCGGUCAUUACUCGCUGGCUCGAGGGGGCGGGUUUGCCAUUGCAGCUGUCCCUCUUGUGAAAAUGCUGGAACUGAAGAAGCAAAUGACAAGGUGA